This is a messenger RNA of Penicillium expansum, 1716 nucleotides long. RefSeq names its product putative MFS alpha-glucoside transporter. Gene Ontology annotation, biological process: transmembrane transport; carbohydrate transport. Gene Ontology annotation, molecular function: carbohydrate:proton symporter activity. The record is from RefSeq and is a predicted model, not a curated record. The transcript has 2 exons. NCBI's taxonomy places the organism in Eukaryota, Fungi, Ascomycota, Eurotiomycetes, Eurotiales, Aspergillaceae. Gene Ontology annotation, cellular component: membrane. The coding region runs from base 1 to 1716 and encodes 571 amino acids.
AUGGCCGAACCCAAGGCCUCAGAUCCUAUCACACCGGUUGAUGGCCUGCCCGAAUAUGGUUACUCUUCGACCGCAGGGCCCGCCUCGGACUCGUCCAUGACCAAAGUCAUUCAAAAUGCAAAGGCAGCCACUGAGAAGGAGCAGUCCAUGACACUGAUGCAGGGAAUCCGGCUGUAUCCUAAGGCCGUGCUUUGGAGCGUGCUCAUCUCUACUUGCAUUGCCAUGGAGGGUUACGACAUUAGUUUGGUCAACAACUUCUAUGCCUUCCCGCAAUUCAAGCGCAAGUAUGGCGAGCGACUAGCCAAUGGCACAUACGAAGUAUCCGCAGCGUGGCAAGCAGGUCUGAGCAACGGUGCUUACUGCGGCGAAAUCAUCGGUUUAUUCAUCAACGGUUGGGCUUCGGAACGCUUCGGUUACCGGUACACGAUUAUGGCUUGCCUCAUACUUGUUAGUGCGUGGACGUCAAUCUUCUUCACAGCCCAGAAUGUGCACGCCCUGCUUGCAGCGGAGAUUCUAUGCGGCGUUCCCUGGGGUGUCUUCCAGACUUUGACGAUUACCUACGCCUCGGAGGUGUGUCCCGUGGCGCUGCGAGGGUAUCUGACCACCUAUGUCAAUUUCUGCUGGGGUCUUGGCCAGCUGAUUGGCAUCGGUGUGAUUAAGGGCAUGUUGAGCCGGACCGACGAAUGGGCAUACCGGAUUCCAUACGGUCUGCAAUGGAUGUGGCCCCUGCCGCUCUUUAUUGGUAUUUGGCUUGCGCCCGAAUCACCGUGGUGGUUGGUUCGGAAAGGACGCACUGAAGAUGCGAAACGGGCCCUGGUGCGGUUGACCAGCAAAAGUCAGGGAGACUUUGAUCCGGAAGAGACGGUCUCUAUGAUGGUUCACACUACUGCUCUGGAGGAAAAAAUUACCAAAGGUGCUAGCUACCUAGAUUGCUUCCGGGGUACCGAUCUCCGCCGCACAGAGAUCGUCUGUAUGGUCUGGGCCAUUCAAAAUCUUAGUGGAAACUCCUUUUCCAACUAUUCGACCUACUUUUUGGAACAGGCUGGGUUAAGCUCCUCCAACUCAUACUCCUUCGCCAUGGGUCAAUACGGAAUCAACAUGGUUGGCGUGUUUGGAUCAUGGUUCCUCAUGACACUCGGAAUCGGCCGGCGCACGUUGUAUCUGUACGGUCUCUGUGGUCUAUGCACUAUGCUAUUAGUCAUGGGUUUCCUUGGUCUAGUUCCUAAAGAGCACAAAAACCAAGGCUCCCUGGCCACGGGCGCCAUGAUGUUGAUCUGGGCCCUAUUCUACCAGCUGACCGUCGGCACGGUCUGCUUCUCCCUUGUGGCCGAGCUCUCCACCCGCAGACUGCAAAUCAAGACAGUCGUGCUUGGCCGCAACCUGUACAACAUCGUGGCCAUUGUCUGCGGCGUUCUGACCCCUUAUAUGCUGAACCCCGGUGCUUGGAACUGGGGCAACUACGCAGGUUUCUUUUGGGGUGGCAUCUGCUUCUUGUGCAUCAUUUACACAUACUUCCGCGUCCCCGAGCCUCGUGGCCGCUCGUUCGCCGAGCUUGAUCUGCUCUUUGAGCGCGGUGUCAGCGCUCGCAAGUUUGCGACGACCCAGGUGGACGUGUUCGAUGAGACCGUUGAGGGCCGUGUUAUUGAUGAUUACCGGGCAGAAAAGAACACUCGAAUUGAUGAGAGCCAAUUGGAGAAAAAUCCCAGUUCGAUAUGA